Manihot esculenta (cassava) is the source of this 2346-nucleotide messenger RNA. Its product is annotated as nijmegen breakage syndrome 1 protein. Gene Ontology annotation, biological process: double-strand break repair via homologous recombination; mitotic G2 DNA damage checkpoint signaling. The transcript is spliced from 13 exons. Bases 248 to 1864 code for a protein of 538 amino acids. The record is from RefSeq and is a predicted model, not a curated record. NCBI's taxonomy places the organism in Eukaryota, Viridiplantae, Streptophyta, Magnoliopsida, Malpighiales, Euphorbiaceae. Gene Ontology annotation, molecular function: protein binding; damaged DNA binding. Gene Ontology annotation, cellular component: Mre11 complex.
AAAUCUAUUUUUCUUUUAUCUUCCCCCAAUUCCAUCGAUCCAAACAAAGCAUUAGAAAUUUUCAGCUCAACAUCAGUUGUACCUAAAUUUUACUUGCCUAAAUAAACCCUUAAACCCUAACCUCAGCCAGAGUAGUGGCAAUAGCAGUAAACCCUCGUAGAUUUUCAGCAUUGAAGCUCAAAAUUCGCAGGCGGAACGCUGUACCGGAUUAUUUAUACUACACUCGAUUGCUUGUAUGGUAUAGACAAUGGUUUGGGGUCUGUUUCCUGCCGAUCCUCUCUCAGGGGAAGAUAAAUACUAUAUUUUUACUAAGGGAACAUACAAAGUUGGUCGGAAAGGUUGCGAUGUAAUUAUUAACAAAGACAAAGGAGUUUCCCGAAUCCAUGCGGAGAUAGUUGUUGAUGAAAUGACUUCGUCUAACCCCAUGGAAAGCAAGCAUAGGUGGUCCUCAAGGAUUCGAGUUAGAGACUUUUCUAAGUAUGGCACAUUCAUUAACAAGAAUCUUGGGUCAAUGGAAAAGGUUCAUGAGUUCCCAAAUAAGGAAACUACUUUGAAAGAUGGGGACCUGGUUUCUUUUGGGACUGGUAAUGCAACAUUAAGGUUUACUUUUGUUCCACUCAUUUUCUUUGUCUGCUGCUCUGAGUCGUUUCAAGUCAAUCAAACCCUUGAAGACAAAGUUUCAGCAAUUGGCGCUCAUAUUACUUUUCAGUUGAGUGAAAAGUGCACACAUAUACUUAUUGAUGACCGAAUGCCAGUAAAUGAGGAUGUUGUUGAUGCUAUUGUAGCUAAGAAACCCAUUGUUCUCCAGAGAUGGGUCGAGUUGAUUGCUGAAAAAAGCAUUGGAACGGAGAUUCCUAGCUGGAAUUCCUAUAUUCCGACAUUAACAGUGGAAGGAGUACCAACCAAAGUUGUGGAUUCAGUAACUCGUGCAAAAUGUUUGGAUGGAUACACAUGUCUUCUAGAAUCAACAAACAUGUAUAAGUUCGGGGACAGGUUGCAGUCUUUGCUGGAAGUAAGCGGUGCAAACGUUAUUUUUAUUGAGGAAUUUUGUUCAAAUAGCCAAGGCUUGGGUUGUGGAGAAAAUGUCCAAAUGGUGUGUGUUAUCCCUCAAGGGUCAAAUGACAAGUCUGGUCGUUAUAGCAAACUGAUUUCAUUAUCUAGAGUGAACGAAGUGGAUCUGUUAUGUGCUGUUAUAUCUGGACAUUUAGAUUCAUCUAUAUUGAUAUCACCAGCUGUGCUUGUUUCAUCGUCAUGCUCCACGGAUGAGACAGUAGUAGCUGAUUCUGAUGAGGAAGUGGGAGUGUCAUCAAUUCAUUCCAUUCAUUUCAUUGCUAAUAUCAGUAGUGAAGAAGCCCCUAAAGGUUUGAACACGGUAGAAAUAUCCACUGUUCAUCACCCUCCUAAAUCAGAGGAUAAUCAUGUCAUGAGCUCUAUGGACAAUUAUUGUGGAAUGACAACAAAGAAGGAGAAGGUGGAAGACCCUGAAAGUGCAAAUUCUGGUAUCAUUUAUAGCCAAGGACUAAUUGUUAGGGAUUGGCAUUUGCCUGUGACAACCAGUUCUACUAUAAACGAUAAAAUUUUAAACUUCAAGCGCUUCAAAAAGUUGUUGUGCCAAGUUCAUGUCCUACCUUUUUUCCUUUUACAGAAAAACACUCAAUCAGGGAAUAGUUUCAAUAACCUGAUUCCGUUCUCAAAAUACCCAUACAAAGAUUCUGACUACGGGAAUCAAGAGAUGAUCGACUCUAUGAAAGAAGAAAAAAAGCGGAAGCAAAUGGAAGCUAUUGCAGAGGAUUUAUUCAACAAUGAAAAGGGAAGACGGAGGGGGGCAGCUGGUUCUCUUCAUUCCCUUCUUUCUCAUGGUUAAAAAAAUUAAAACAAUGGCGACAGGGAUAUUGUUGAUCAUCUGGGAAUUACGGUCUGUGUUUUGCCUCUCCAUUUGUUGAUUCAGCUGGCAUUGGAAGUGAGGUUUAACUGUUGUGAGUUCCUGGUGGGGAGUGAAGGGGUAUCUUUAAUUGCAUGGAAGGUGGCUCCUCAGAUGUACAUAUGGCUCAAUAGGAUUAGUGUGCAGAAUGUUGAAAGAUUUUAGUGGGGUAUGAUCGGUAUGAUCAGUUAAUGUAUUUUGAGACGUUUGUAUGGUCAAGCAUGGCUUCACUCAUUUUUCUUCCCCCCCCCCCCCCGCCCCGUAUGGACAACAGCCAUGUCUUACUAUUUUGGAAGUAGGGUAGGUUCAUUUUUUGAAUUGAUACCGAUUGUGCUAUUUCCAAAAACUAACUCAACGCCAACUAUUUUCGCAAUUUGGAACAAGGUAAUUCUAAAUGGAAGUUGCAAAUUAUAUUUUGUGCUUUA